Messenger RNA from Tachysurus fulvidraco (yellow catfish), 1358 nucleotides. RefSeq names its product GDNF family receptor alpha 2a (gene gfra2a). Gene Ontology annotation, biological process: nervous system development. The coding region runs from base 549 to 1358 and encodes 269 amino acids. The transcript is spliced from 4 exons. The record is from RefSeq and is a predicted model, not a curated record. Gene Ontology annotation, cellular component: signaling receptor complex; external side of plasma membrane. Gene Ontology annotation, molecular function: signaling receptor activity. NCBI's taxonomy places the organism in Eukaryota, Metazoa, Chordata, Actinopteri, Siluriformes, Bagridae.
ACACACACACACACACACACACACACACACACACACACCAGCCCUUCAUCCUGCGCGCGCGCCUCUGGAGCAGAGUUCCAGGCGCGGUGGUGAGUGUGAGACGCAGCUCCGCUCCUCGCGCUGUAUUUUACAUUAAUUAUCAUCAUCAUCGUCACUGUUGUUAUUAAUCGUUAAUCAUUUUAUUAGCUCAUUUCUGACUGUUUGGGGUCAUUGUCCUGUCCUCUGAUACGGAUCGCGUUCUUCAUCAUCGGCAUGUUGGGAAUCUUGUGCAGCGGAUCACGGGAUUGUCUUCCUCCUCUUCCUUCUCUUCAUCUUCCUCUUAAACAGGAAUAAAAAUCUAAUAAAGUGUUUCUAAAGAGAAAACUUUACAUCUGCACGGAUUUAUUACACUGGAUUCCGUGAUGAUGAUGAAGAUGAAGAGUCCGCGUGCGGUGGAGGCUGUUCGGGAUUUCUGACAUUUUUAGCGCAAUUUCCGAUUUGGGGAAUUUAAAAAAAAUAGUAAACAAAAAUCAUUACAGUUUGUUUGAGGUUUGGAUCGCGUUUCCAUCAUGCGUCUGUUUCUGUGCGGCUUCCUGCUGCUGUUAGAUGACCUGUCCGUCUUCGUGUCCUCGUCCCCGUCUUCCUCGUCCUCCUCAUCCUCGUCCCCCUCUCUGGACUUUGUGGACUGCGUGCGGGCGAGUGAGGAGUGUAACCUGAGUCCUCAGUGCAGCUCACGUUAUCGCAUCAUGAGGCAGUGCCUUGUGGGUAAAGACUGGAACUCCAUGUUGGCCAAUAAGGAGUGUCAGGCUGCGCUGGAGGUCCUGCAGGAGACGCCACUGGUGGAGUGUCGCUGUAAGCGAGGGAUGAAGAAGGAGUUACAGUGCCUCCAGAACUACUGGAGCAUCCACAUGGGCCUCAGCGAAGGAGAAGAUUUUUACGAAGCGUCUCCGUACGAGCCUCUGCCUCCCGUCCGUCACACCGAUGCCGUCCGUCUGGCCUCCAUCAUCUCCAGUAUGAACACAGGUACAGGUAAAGCUCAGUCUCACUGCUCUGACCCCAGUGGGACGUGUAAUCAGUGUCUGGACGCCACAAAAGCAUGUAACCUUAAUGAUAACUGUAAGCGUCAGCGCUCCAACUACAUCAGCACGUGCACACGCAGCGAAUGCAACAGGAAGCGCUGUCACAAGGCGUUACGUCAGUUUCUGGAGCGCGUGCAGUCGCAGUACAGCUUCGGCCUGCUGUUCUGCUCCUGCCAAGACCAGGGCUGUGCCGAGAGGAGACGCCAGACCAUCGUCCCCACCUGCGCGUACGAGGACAAGAUCAAACCAAACUGUCUGCAGCUGCGCAAGACCUGCCGCCUCGACCCCUUCUGCAGGUAA